Fusarium vanettenii 77-13-4 is the source of this 1038-nucleotide messenger RNA. RefSeq lists its product as uncharacterized. The record is from RefSeq and is a predicted model, not a curated record. Gene Ontology annotation, cellular component: nucleus; mitochondrial inner membrane. Gene Ontology annotation, biological process: apoptotic DNA fragmentation. The transcript has a single exon. Gene Ontology annotation, molecular function: RNA endonuclease activity; nucleic acid binding; single-stranded DNA endonuclease activity. Lineage: Eukaryota; Fungi; Ascomycota; Sordariomycetes; Hypocreales; Nectriaceae. Bases 1 to 1038 code for a protein of 345 amino acids.
AUGUCCAAGACGACGCUCGCUACCAUCGCCUGCCUUGGUGCGGGAGGCGGCGCCGCCGUCACGGCCGCCGUUUACGCCCUCCGAGGCGGCAAGCAAGAGCCCAAGAUUGCCGCCGCCCCGGCCCCGACAACCUCCGUCAACUCAAUGGCCGCCCUCCCUGCUCCUACCGCCUCGGGUGCUGUUCCUGCCUCUCAGAUCUUUGGACCUCCCGCCGUCGUCCCUCCUAACGCUCCCCUCGACCCCAAUGCCCUCGUCAAUCCCGCCGGCCUCUUCGAAUAUGGCUUCCCCGGCCCCGUCGCCGACGUAGGCAACCGCUCCGCCCUCAUCUCCUCCUACGACCGCCGGCUAAGAAACCCUCACUGGGUUGUCGAGCACAUCACCCCCGCGUCCCUCGCCCAUCGCGAGGGCGACCGAAAGCACAGUGCCUUCCUCGAGGAUGAUUCUGUGCCGCAAAAGUUCCGUGCCGGGCUCAAGGACUACUUCCGCAGUGGCUACGACCGCGGCCACCAGGUCCCCGCCGCUGACUGCAAGUGGUCGCAAAAGGCCAUGGACGAGACCUUUUACCUUACAAACAUGUGCCCCCAGGUUGGCGAGGGCUUCAACCGUGACUACUGGGCUCACUUUGAGGACUUUUGUCGUCGCCUGACCGUCAAGUACCCCUCGGUCCGCAUUGUCACUGGUCCUCUCUAUCUGCCCAAGAAGGAGGCUGAUGGCAAGUGGUACGUCAAGUACGAGAUGAUUGGAAGCCCUCCCUCAGUCGCCGUGCCCACCCACUUCUACAAGGUCAUCUUUGCUGAGGACGGCCGCGUUGGUGGAAACGUUGCCCUGGGCGCCUUUGUCCUCCCCAACGCUCCUAUCGCCAACUCUAAGCCCAUCACCGACUUCGAGGUUCCCCUCGAGGCUGUCGAGCGUGCCAGUGGUCUCGAGUUUGCUACAAAGCUGCCUCCUCAGCGGAGACGCCGUCUGUGUACUGACACCACCUGUGCCCUGGUGAUCCGCGACUUUGCCGACAAGCAAAAGGCAUUCCCCAAGAAAUAG